AUGCUGGACAGCAGACACUCGCUGCUUGCUGUGAUCGGUGCCAGCCGCCGCACGGUCGACGACGAGGGCGAAGAGGAUAGCUUCCCGGCCGUCGUGGAUGACGAUUCCCUCAGCGAAGGCACGGCCAGCUCCCAGUCCCACGACGAGGAUGACGGAGACGAGGCCGACAGGGACGGUGACGGCUGCAGCGAGAUAACGGAGAACGACGGUGAAAAGCAUGCGUUGGAUAAUGAGCGGUCGGUGCGGGCGGGCCGGGAGGGCAGAGCACGGUCAGCUCGAGAUAGAGGGAAGGACGGUGGAGGUGGCGAGGGGAAGGCCUUGUUCAAUGCGCGGGUUUCGGACACGGAGACCAUGAUGAACGGAUCGAAGGAGGCGGCGGAGUCGACACAGGAGGCAGAGGAGAUACACUUCGACCAGAUAGCGGACUCUCCCAGCAGUGGUAGCGGUGCCGGUGGAGGGAACGGAGGCGGACAGAGGGAGACGUUUGCAGAGCGAAAACGACGGGAGCACGAGGAGUACAUCCAGAAAAGAAACAGUGAUCCGUCCUUCGUGCCGACAAGGGGAGGUUUCUUCCUACAUGAUAACCGGUCUGGAAAUGGCAACGGCAAUGGACGAGGGGGCAAACAGAUAAAGAGCAAGCCACACGGUCUUAUCGUCGAUAGCAAUGUCUCGAGGAAACCCCAGCCGGAUAUAACCCAUGCUCCCUGGCGACACGACCUCCACGACUCCGUCAACCAGCCCUACCGCCCGCCCCAAAACACCAACUAUCCCUCGAAGCCGGUCCCCACGGCCCCUCGCUCCUCACCACCGAACAGGUCCUUCUCAAACACCAUCCUCAUAGGCAAUGUCCCCGUCAUCGUCUUCCUCCCGGGCAUGCAAUCGCCUAUCCCCUUCUCCGCCGUCCCCAAAAAGCAACACACCCGUCUCCCGCAGCAUCGCCCUCCGCUACGUCGUGAUAAACCCGUCCGGAUCUCGCUACCAGGCCAGGCUCCCCGAUAUAUAUUCCCGUCCACCGAACGGUCGUUCAUCUUCAUCCCACGAGCUCUACGACCGAACCAACAGGCUUCGUACCGAGGUAGGGGCCGGGGAGGAGGCGGUGGAGGCGGUGGCUUCUACUCCAGGCGAGCUAGCGUAUACUCCGGCAGCGCCUACAGCCAUGCACCAACGCAUACACCCAGCGUCAGCCUUAGCAUGAGCAUGUCUCGCCGUUCAUCAAUGGGCAGAGACGUCAGUGUCAAUGGUGCCACCCCGCCCCUGGGAUCGACGAUACCGAUGGCCAGGCCAGUCGUCACGGAUUCAAGACCGGUUGUCCGCCUCCCUCCACAGGCCACGCCUACGCUGCCCAUGCAAGUCCAGGUCCAGCAGCAGCAACAGCAGCCAACCAGUGUCCCGGCACCGGUAUCGACCGCACCAUACUUCCCACCGCAGAUCCCACCAUACCGAGAAAACCGCCCUCACCCAUCCAUCCCCAUGCACCAGCCACGCCCGCAGAAGACCGUAUCGGUAGCAGAUAUCGAGUCGCCUGCAGCAUCGGCGGCCGCAUACCAGUUCACCCAGCAGCCUCAGCAGCAACCGGACCAGCCCUUCCACCACCAGGUACCACACCAGCCCCAUCAGAUGCCGAUGAACGGCUACGCACCUACGCCGGACAUGACCCUGCCGAUGGCCAUGCCUAUGCCUAUGGCCAUGCAGGUCCCCAUGGCCAUGCAGAUGCAACAGAUGCAGAUGCCGAUGUACUCGCACAUGCGCCACAUGUCCCACCCUCCGCCGACAUCAGCCACGCCACUCUCCCAGAUCCCCGAGCGCGCCAUCCACGCUGCUCCCUUCCAGCCAGUCCCUUACCAGCAGCAACCACAGCCAGGACAACAGGCAUACUACGGCCAGCCAUACCAGGCCAGCCCGAUGUAUGCACCCCCAGCUUCCGGCACAGAGUAUCCGUAUACGCCUGCGGGACCGGGACCGGGACCGGCACCACCAGCAGGGCCAGGGACGGUGGCACACGAGUCGAACGGGACGGUGUACUACUACGACGCAUCGCAGGUUACUGCUCCAGGCUCGAGCUCGGGAGCAAGCGUAGGUGGAGGUCCGGGUCAGGGUCAGCCUCCGCAGCCUCAGUCUCAGGGCCAGGGCGUGGUCGGUAUCGGAGGGAUGAUGACACCCCCCGGGCCAACGACGUACUACUAUCCCCCCCCGGUGCAGCAAAACGGACACGUCUACUAUUGA
Arthroderma uncinatum is the source of this 2223-nucleotide messenger RNA. RefSeq names its product extensin. Gene Ontology annotation, cellular component: exon-exon junction complex. The transcript has 3 exons. The coding region runs from base 1 to 2223 and encodes 740 amino acids. Gene Ontology annotation, molecular function: mRNA binding. NCBI's taxonomy places the organism in Eukaryota, Fungi, Ascomycota, Eurotiomycetes, Onygenales, Arthrodermataceae. The record is from RefSeq and is a predicted model, not a curated record. Gene Ontology annotation, biological process: mRNA processing.